AAUUUUUUUAAUUUAGACUUAGAGCUUAUCCAUCUCCAAUAGCUAUGCUAAUAAAUUCAAGAUUGGCGGAAAGAUCGAAGGUGAAGCCGCCUUGGUUGCCAAUUACAUUGCCACUGAACUCCGUCUUUGUCUUGACGUUUGUCUUAACUGUUCCUUGGCAAUUCGGGGAGAUGGAGACACUGGCAUCAAAACUGCAGCUGAGAGACUCUCUUCCAGUGCCUUGUGUUCAAGAGUUGGCCAAAAGCUCAUUGUCGACGGUUCCCCUUCGAUAUGUUCGCCCUGAUCAAGAUCCUCCUUUCGAAUUCACUGACGCUUCAGCUGAAGUCCCUGUUAUUGACAUGCACAAGUUGUUGUUCUCCAACAAUUUUGAUGAUUCUGAACUUGAUAAGCUUCAUCAUGCUUGCAAAGAUUGGGGUUUCUUCCAGGUGAUAAAUCAUGGAGUGAGCGAUGUACUGGUAGAGAAUGUGAAAUCAGGGAUUCAAGCUCUUUUUAACCUUCCUAUGGUAGAGAAGAGGAAGUUGUGGCAAAGACCAGGAGAUGUUGAAGGCUUUGGACAGAGCUUUGUUGUCUCUGAGGAGCAGAAGCUUAAUUGGGGAGAUCUCUUUGGCAUGUUUAUCCUCCCCACUUAUUUGAGGAAACCUCACUUGUUCCCCAACCUCCCUCUUCCAUUCAGAGAUGAUUUGGAUGCCUAUGCAUUGGAGAUGAAAAAUCUUGGCAUGAAACUGUUCGACUUAAUGGCGAAAGCUCUGGAAAUGGACAGUAGCGAAAUGAGAGAGCUGUAUGAGGAAGGAAUGCUGUCAACAAGAAUGAAUUACUAUCCUCCAUGUCCUCAACCAGAACUUGUCAUGGGACUCAAUAACCAUUCUGAUGCUUCAGCCAUUACCAUUCUUCUUCAAGUCAAUGAAAUGGAAGGCCUCCAGAUAAGGAAGGAUGGGAGAUGGACUCCUGUUAAGCCUCUCCCAAAUGCUUUUGUUGUCAAUAUUGGAGAUGUUUUGGAGAUCGUCACAAAUGGAAUAUAUCGCAGCAUCGAGCAUCGGGCGACAGUGAACUCAACGAAGGAGAGGCUUUCAGUGGCCAUGUUUUUCAGUCCAAGGUUGGAUGGGGAGAUAGGUCCUGCCCCAAGCUUGGUCACUUCAGAAAGACCUGCUUUGUUUAAAAGAAUUGGAGUCGCAGAUUUCCUCAAUGAAUUCUUCAAAAGAGAACUGAAUGGAAGGUCAUAUCUUGAUGUUAUGAGGAUCCAAGAGGAAUAAGACUAAAAACAGGCGUUAUUCAUGAGUAUAUCUCAACUAGGUUGACACAUCCUACAUCCUAGCACUCUCAUUAUACUAUGUUGACAUUUUAUUGCUUAAAUGCCCCACCACUUACCUUCUUCCAGAAGUUCUUUUGUUGAUAAAAGCUGUUAGAAGCAAAUUUGAGUUGGUAAAAGCUUUUGAAAAGUUGGAUCUUUUGUUCAGAUUUUGAAGCAAAUUUUGAGUGGGUUAGUGGCUUUCUUUUUGCUGUUUUGAUUAAUGGCCAAUUCAAAUUUUAAAGUAAAUGCAAGAUGAGGAGUGGGGUUUCCCUUUUUCU
This is a messenger RNA of Cucumis melo (muskmelon), 1566 nucleotides long. RefSeq names its product codeine O-demethylase-like. The transcript is spliced from 5 exons. Bases 45 to 1250 code for a protein of 401 amino acids. Lineage: Eukaryota; Viridiplantae; Streptophyta; Magnoliopsida; Cucurbitales; Cucurbitaceae. The record is from RefSeq and is a predicted model, not a curated record.